This is a messenger RNA of Cyprinodon variegatus (sheepshead minnow), 7654 nucleotides long. RefSeq names its product kinesin-like protein KIF26B. Gene Ontology annotation, biological process: microtubule-based movement. The transcript is spliced from 18 exons. Gene Ontology annotation, molecular function: microtubule motor activity; microtubule binding; ATP binding. Lineage: Eukaryota; Metazoa; Chordata; Actinopteri; Cyprinodontiformes; Cyprinodontidae. The annotation marks the transcript as partial. The record is from RefSeq and is a predicted model, not a curated record.
UGUCCGGAGGUCGUAGUCGCCUUCAUCUACUGGACCUGGGAAGCUGUGAUGUUAAAGUACUCGGAGGAGGAGGUGGAAAAAGCAAAGAGAACUCUUCACCAAGCUCAGCUCCUCUGUGUCUUUCUCUGUCUGCUCUUGGAAACGUGAUCCUGGCCCUGGUCAAUGGGAGCAAGCACAUUCCAUACAAGGACAGCAAGCUGACCAUGUUGCUAAGGGAGUCGCUAGGCAACAUGAACUGCAGGACCACCAUGAUUGCUCACAUCUCCGCCUCACCCAGAGAUUUCUCAGAAACCCUCUCCACCAUCCAGAUUGCCUCACGCGUCCUCCGCAUGAAAAAGAAGAAAACUAAAGUAACUGUGCAAUAUACAUCAAGCUCCUCUGGAGGAGAAAGCUCCUGUGAGGAGGGUCGCAUGCGUCGUCCGACCCACCUACGACCUUUCCAUCACCGUGGUGACACUGACUCUGAACUGCCGCUGCUAAGACUAUCCAGUGACCCUGACGAGUACUCGAGCAGCGAGCAGUCUUGUGACACUGUUAUCUACGUGGGCCCAAAUGGGGCGCCUGUGUCCGACAGAGAGCUGACAGACAACGAGGGACCUCCAGAGUUUGUGCCGAUUGUCCCAGCUUUGCUCCGAGGGAAAACGCCUGAGCACCAUCAAACACAUGGUCACGGUCAAACAGCUGGAGUCCAGAACAAGUCUCAGAUAGACGAACAGGCCAGCGGCCCAGCCCAACCACAGCCAUCUCAGUGUCUGGUAGGUCAACCGUUGGCCCCUGUCCCAGAGGAAGGAGCUGAAUGUCUCAAAUGCAACACUUUUGCUGAGCUGCAGGAGAGACUGGACUGCAUUGACGGCAGUGAAGAGGUGGCAAAAUUUCCUUUUGAAGAGGUUCAAACGAGCAAACCAGGUGCCAAACUAGAGCCAUGUCCUUCCUCAUGUACUCCUGGCUCUGUAGAAGGGCUGGAAACAGAGGCCAAAAUAGCAGCAGCCUCUAGGAGAAGAAGCAAUGACCAGCAGCUUCAGGAGAUCAAGGAGGUGGUGGAGGAGGCAGAACUGGCCCAGACAAUGAUCCACAGCUUAGCUCAGGCCACCGGCUCCCCAUUGGUCACCAGUUCAAGGAGCAUUACUGGAAGCAGUAACAUCUCCCCCAACCCCUUACACAGAGCCAAGAGCUCUCAGCUACAUAACAGCUGUGAAAAUGUAAAUGUAGUCGGUAAUACUGAGGUGAAGGGUCGUCCUCUAGGAUCACCACGCUUGGGCAUCGCAAGCCUGACAAAAACUUCAGACUACAGGCCUCCUUCUUCCCCAUCACAGCGAUGUAAGGUGUACACUCAGAAGGGUGUGACUCCAGCAACACCCUCAGUGUCCUCACACACCCUAGCUCAGGAUGGCCAGGCUACCGAUGCUUUGACCUCUGACAACAGUUUGGCUGCAGACAGUGGCCGCUCCUCCACAGAGUCCGUGCUUUCCAGGACCUCUCCUGCAGGCAUGAGCCCACAAGUCCGAGAGCCAACUGCUUCCCUCUCUGCCAGCCUUGGCUCAGCUGAAACACUCUGUGAUGAUGACGUCCCACCGAUACCUCUAGAUUUGCAGAAGGAUGCAGCAGCAUCUUCCGUAGCACAAAGUGGGCAACAGCUGCCUGGAGAUGAUGGAGUUGUGUACACAGCAGCCUGCAGAGAUGAAGAUGUAGUUAUCAGAAAUCUUGUUGAAGACAGAAGCUUGGUCUGUCGUCCAGUGAGCAUCAUAAGCUUUAACAGCGGCUGUGGCUCCGAAGCUGCCCACGCUGUAGAAGCCCAGCCCCAUGACCCCAGAUGUGAUGCUGCUUUUGAUGGAGACAUAGAACAUUACCACUUGUCCUCAGGUCUCACAACAAACACAGGAGUUACGGAAGUGGUUGCAAUGGCAGAGGUGGCAAUGGCCAAGUUGCGGACCGGUGACACUUUAGCCAGUGGGAUGUCAAACUCUGGUUCAACUAUGUCCUCCUGGAUGAGCGAUCUCAGCAUGUGCAGUGAAGCGGAUCAGUCUUUGCACAGCUUCAGCCAGUCUCAAAGUCAGCAAGGGGAGGCUCUGGCUGAGUCUGAAGGCAGCCAAAGCUUCGGAGUUGAAAUUCUUAAUGAUUAUGAGAGUGGAGGAAGCCCAAGAACAGAGGAUCUGGUAGGGGACCUUGUUCUGCCAGAGAAGUUGGAUAAGGCCCCCCCAAACAGAGACAAACAGGGAAAACUGCCACCAUCUAUGGCAAAAACUAACAUUCAGAUAUUAGUUGGUCCUGGAAAUGUCUCCUCUUUCAAGUCUACCAUAAGUGUUCACCCUUGCAUGGUUGUCAGACCCAUGGUCAUACAUGAGCCAACAAUCCUAUCCUCUCCAAAAAAGACUGCCUUUAUGAAAGACCCAGGCAAAUCUAAAACUGAACUUUUAGCCCCCAUUUCCAGUGAGAUAACCUUUGAAGACCCCUGGUUGAAACGUGGGAUGGAGGAAGGGAGAUCCAAAGAACUUAUCUGUGAAGUUAAACCAGAAAAGAGGGAAGUAGAACCUUUAAAGAUACAUGCCAACGAUUUCUGCAGGGAUGGUGGGGAUCAAAGUAGUUGUGGCUCAGGAGGUGAUGCGAUGUCCUUUACAGACUCAUUCAAGAGAGUCGUGGAUGGUUGUGAGAUGAUCUCUGUGGCUGUCCAAGGUGAUGGCUGCAUCCAAGACAUCCACCGCACAGCCAGUCUCCCCCGCGGUUGGCACCGUCUCAACCACCACGAUGGCUUAGAAACUGGAACAGAGUACCGCAAUUUUGGAGUCACCAAUUCAACACCUUGCAGUCCUCGAGCCACACUUGAACGUACUGGAUCCAAGGGAAGGCAAGGAUUCUUCUCCCACAAGAAGGGGGGAAUCCCACCUCUUCCACCAAUACGGAAAUCCAGCCUUGACCAGCGAAACAGAGCAACCAGUCCUCUCCCCCAACCCAAUCAUGGAGUGUCAUCGCUGAGUAUCAUUGCAGAUGGUACAGGGAACACUAGACAACGUGGCUCCAGCAUAGACAGUAGCAGACUCUUUAGUGCCAAGUUAGAACAGCUGGCCAACCGAACAAACUCUCUUGGCCGGGUCCAUGGUUCACAAGGUGGGUCUCACCAUUAUGACUGCUUCUCCCUGGAGAGAGGUGAGAGCCUCAGGGGGGGAGGUGUUAGGGGGGACACCACCAUGCCUCGUACUGGCCGCAGCAUCACCCGCACCAGCUCAAUAUCAUCUCCCACCGGAAACCCCGGCAGCCCCAUUUUCAGUGGCAGUAGCAGUCCAAACAGUGCUCCACAAUCACCAGCUAAGGGCAGUGGCCAGUCAAAGAUCUCAGCAGUCAGUAAGCUGCUAAUGACCAGCAGUCCUAAAUCUCGGAGUCUUUCUGCAUCCAGCACCAAGACACUGAGCUUCUCCACCAAGUCAUUAACCCAGACUAACAGCCGCAGCUCCAGCCUUCCUCCCAAUGGAAAGAAUUCAGUCCAGACUCAAGUUCAGCAGCAGCAAGGAUCCACCCCUGGAUCAUGGUCUACCCAGUCCCUGAGUCGCAGCCGAGGGGGAAGUCUGACAGCCAAACUGCCUUUGCGGGCUGUUAACAGCAGAAUCUCAGAGAUCCUCCAGGGAAGUGCAGGAUCCCGUACCAGAAGCCUUGUUAUGGGAGGAGGCAACGAUCGAACAGAGGAAAGAGGAUCUGGAGCAACAAGUGGAAGUGGAGCAGAUGGAGAUAAUCAGGGAGAGGAGAGGGCAGCUGUGGUCCAAACACUGCCCUCUCCUUACAGCAAGAUCACAGCCCCAAGAAAACCUCACCGUUGCAGCAGCGGCCAUGCAAGUGACAACAGCAGUGUACUUAGUGGAGAGCUGCCCCCAGCCAUGGGAAAAACUGCUCUGUUUUACCACAGUGGAGGCAGCAGUGGCUAUGAGAGCAUGCUAAGGGACAGUAGCGAGAACACAGGAAGUACCUCCUCAGCUCAAGACUCCCUCAGUGAACACAGCUCAGCCACCACUUCCUCCAGACGGAGCUCUAAGAGCAGCAAGAAAAACAGGAGCAACACAGGCCUCCAGCGGCGACGUCUGAUCCCAGCUCUGACCCUGGACUCAUCUUCUUCACCUUCUCAGCGCUCCUCCAAACAGGCCGUUACAUCCUCCUCCUCCUCCUCCUCCAGUCCAGGUGCAUGCUGGGUGGACGGCCCACUGGGGCCUCCCACACCCUCUAACCACUGGGGUGUAGCUGCAUCCACAGAAACGAUUGAGAUCAAAGUGUAUGAGAUCGAUGACGUGGAGCGACUGCAGAAGAGAAGAGACAAAGGACAAAGCAAGGAGGGCGUGUUCGUCAGUGCCAAGCUGCGAGGGUUGGAGCACCGCCAGCAGCGAAUCAGUGAAGUCAGAGCCAAGUACCAGUGUCUGAAGAAAGAACUGGAGCAAACCAAACAGCACUUGAUGCUGGAGCCACACAAAUGGACAGCUGAGUUUGAGCUGCAGCAGCCCUACGACUUGGACUCCAUGGAGUAUUUGGAAGCUCUGGAAACAGUGACAGACAGACUGGAGACCAGAGUUAACUUUUGCAAAGCACAUCUUAUGAUGAUUACCUGCUUUGAUGUUUCCUCAAGGCACCGGUAGAUGGAUUAAAGGCUGAAAAGCCAACAAGAGAAGCACAUUGAGAAAACAUUAUUCUAAUACUGGAUAAUGGAAAACUUGGAACAAGGAUCAUAAAGAGAGAGGGACCUGUUAUUCAUGCAAGAGGUUUAUACAUUACUCCGGAUGUAAGAAGACUCAAGGACAGAUCAGAUGAAUGAAUGAAGAGCUCAACGGAGAUAACUAACAAGGACCAAGCUCUUAACGUAACAUCGGUUGCAUUCUGAUAACAUCUAUUUAUCUGGUUCGGUGGAAAUGUUCAAGGGAGAGAACCAUUUCUACAACAAAUGAUUACACCAAGCAAACAACAUUAAAAAAACUAAUUUCAUGGUGCACACCGAGUUAAGAAUGUACAGAAAAAAAAGAGUCUGUACAUCAAAAAUGGCACUUUUUAAAAAGGACAAAGAAAAUGAGGAAGAAAGGGGCUGUAAAUGAGUUUUAAUGACAGAAAGAUGCUGAAUUGUUUUCCUGAGAGACAAAAGAAGACAUUUAAGAUAAGUGCCUUGAAAACAUUCCCAACACCACAAAGACCAACCUUUUCUGAUUUUUGUGUACAUUCAGUGGGUGCGGUGCUAGUAUGGGAGGAAAAAAUCCAAAUUGAUGUCCUUGGAAAUUCUCAGUCAUUUCUGAAUAUGAUGUUUUUUCUGUGGGUUUGUGUUUCCUAAAUCAAUUCAAAAAGAAAAAAAAAACAUUUUAGUGUAUUGUCAUUGGUUUGUUAAUGAGAGAAACUACUUUACUGGAACAAAAACUUAAGGGAUACUGAGAAUUCAGGUACAGUGUGUAAGUGCAGAGAGAGAGAAACUGUUUUUAAUGUUUCUGCCUGAUUUUGUCUCUCAAACGGUGCAAAUUGGAGUUUCUAUCUGCUGUACUCUGGAGGAUUCCUUUAGUUCAGUUCCUCCGAUUCUGAUGUGAUAGCUUUUUCAUGUUCAACAAAGAAAAGAAGUGUGUGAGUCACACAGGAGUGGAGGUGAAAAGAUCUCUCUCUGAUCCAGUUUUAAGUGCAUCCACUGACUGGUUGGCUGCCUGCUGAGUGACUGACCGUUAUUUGUAUUUGUGCUGUUGUGCUUUACUCUAAAAAAAAAAAUCUGAAUGAUUCAUGAAUAUGUUUUUUUUUUUCUUAAUAAGGUUUCCUUUUUUAUUCGAGGUAAAUGGGACCAUGUAGAGGCUGUGUGUGAUAAUAAAGAAAUAUUUAAGAUGCACUACAAGGAGAAAAUAUUAUUAGUGUAGUGAAUGCUAUUGAAAGAUAAAAUUUACAUCAAAGCAACUAAUUAAAUAAGAAUUUGUAUACAUUAGGGCAUUAGGACUGUGUUCAAUAAUUGUAAAGAAUCUAUAAAACUCACAGAAGAAAGCAUCUUAAAAUUCAUAGCUCUCUUCCUGGUUCCAUUUAUUUUAUAUGGAUAGAAAUGUUAAAAAAAAAUGUUAAUAUUAUCUAUGGUGCUUGAGAUGUUUAUUAUCUUAAUGUUUGUAAAAAAAUAUAGAUAGAUGAAAGAGCCCGUUUCCCCAUGAAAAGCAUAAGCUUUCUGUUUAUAUGCUUCGUCUCUCUUAUAGUCUACAGUCAUCAGCGUUGCUGUCCUGAACGUAACCCAUAACUCCACCAGUUUGCUGUGUUUUUACUCCUCUCACAUGAGGAGCAAAAACACCACAAUAAUCUAUGGGUCUGAUUAUUCGAAAGCACCUCAUGGUUUAUUUUCUAUUGGUGGUUUAUUGUUUUAUUAGACCUGCCAAAAGUUCAAAAAAAUUACAGCUGAAAAUAGAUAUUUACAUCUACUGCAUAGAAGCAAAUUUUUUUUCUUCUUUCUCUGACGGAAAGUAAGACAAAAUAUUCUUGUCAGCUCGGAUUAUAAAAGUUAUUUCCCUUAAGUAAAUUUGCUCUACAGUAAUAAUAGAAGAUAUAACAUUUAAGAGCACUUUAAUUGCUUUCUUUGAAGUUUUCGAAGUAAGCACAUUUAGAAACACAAAUCAAUAAACUUGUAAAAUAUUUGACAAAGCCUAGAUGGAUUUUAUGGCUUGGAAGGCUGCUCAAAAGUUUUAUCUACAAGAUUACAUUUGAAGAAAACCUGUAGAUGGAUUUUAAAACAAAAUCAAACUGCUUCGUUGUUUAAGAACAUAGGAAUUUAAAAAGAAAUCAGUAGAAAGGUGGCCUACAGACCAGACUUGGUUACACCGUUUGUUUGAAAAGGAAAAGGCCAAAACUCCAGCUCACUCUAAAAAUCCUGAGGAAGAAUACCAACAACAAUAUAAACAUUAAGGUUAAAAGGCACCAAAAACUUCUGACUUUGAAAUAAUGCUCUGUUUAUUUGGCAUUUACCAAGGGUUGUUUAUAACAAUGCAGACUGAUCUUGAACAGGAAGUGUUCAUUUUGCAAAUGUUUAUUAUGCACAAUGCAAAUAUCUAGUUAGAGCUGUAUCUGCCAUUUGAUCCUUGUAAUGCUCCUUUAGAUGAGAUAAAGCCAUGGUGUUUCUACAGUGCAGAGAUGUGAUAAAAGCCAUGAUUUUAAAUCAACCCCAACACCAAAACACUUUUGACAACCCCAUCACAACUAUUUUUUAAUGUAUUUGAUUUAAUGAGGUUUAUUUUUUUCUUUUUUUUAUCUGGUAAAGUAUUCUAAACCAAUCCAACUGUCAUGAAUCAAAGUUUAGUUAUUUUAAGCUCAAAGAGCAAAACUCUUAAUUAAGCCUUUUAUUUAUUUGCACCUUAUAAUCUUGCAGUUUCUAUGCAUUUAACAAAAAUGUCUGUACAUACUUUUUCCAAGUCCAUGCCAUAUAUGAAUUUAUAUACUGUUUAAACAUGGCAUAUAGCAACUCAUUUUUUAUUUUGUAUAUUCUUCUGUUGCUGUUGAUUUGAUUGAGUCCAGUUGUCUCUCUGGAGAGGGGGAGGUUCAAUGUUACAGGAUUUUUCCUAAAGCUCUGUUAACUGUAAACAAUUCAGUCUGUAUGUAGAUAUAAUUUUAAACAUAUUGAUGCCGUUUAUCACAGCAGAAUAAAGAUGAUAGAGGAAUUUUCAAUAGGUGUAGAUUUCCAGCUUUCAAA